AUGAGGACAUCACACAGUAUAAUCCAGGAGAAAACCCGGCCCUCCAAUGUCCAUCCGGCACCACCCAGUGUAGAUGGACCAUCGGAUUCCUCGUAUCCUGAGGAACCUCAGACUGUGCGGGACCGGGCCGGCCUUCCAACAGGGAAGAGCUUCUCCUGUACUGAGUGUGGGAAGAGGUUCAGUUCUACAUACCAUCUUAAUAGGCAUAAAAGAUCUCACACGGGGGAGAAGCCGUAUCCUUGUCCUGAGUGCGGGAAAUGUUUUUCAGUUAAGUCCAAUCUUUACACACAUCAGAGAUCUCACACAGGGGAGAAGCCGUAUUCCUGCCCUGAGUGUGGGAAAUGUUUUUCAGUGAAGUCCCAUCUUUACAUACAUCAGAGAUCUCACACAGGGGAAAAGCCGUAUUCCUGCCCUGAGUGUGGGAAAUGUUUUUCAGACAAGUCCAGUCUUAACACACAUCAGAGAUCUCACACAGGAGAGAAGCCGUAUUCCUGCCCUGAGUGUGGGAAAUGUUUUUCAGUGAAGUUCCAUCUUUACAUACAUCAGAGAUCUCACACAGGGGAGAAGCCGUAUUCCUGCCCUGAGUGUGGGAAAUGUUUUUCAGUGAAGUCCAGUCUUAACAAACAUCAGAGAUCUCACACAGGGGAGAAGCCGUAUUCCUGUCCUGACUGCGGGAAAUGUUUUUUCACAAAAGUCCCAUCUUUCCAGACAUCAGAGACUGCACAUGAAGGAGAAGCCACUUUCCUGUCCUGA
Molecule: messenger RNA, 753 nt
Organism: Staurois parvus
Lineage: Eukaryota; Metazoa; Chordata; Amphibia; Anura; Ranidae
Source: the annotation of a GenBank genome assembly